AGGAGCACCGCGGAGGGAGGGGUUGUGAGCGGCCCAAGAUGGCGGCGCCCUGUGGAGUGCAGCUGCUCUGUUAGCAGAGGUGCCUGGUCGCUGUUGGCAGGUGGUCCUGGGACGGACUGCAUUGUGACGACCGUGACCACGCGACGGAGCCUUCCUGCGCCCGCCUGCGUGACCCCAUGGCCCGAGAGCAGCCCCACAUGGGGGAUCUCCUCCCCCUUCUGGAGUCCUCAGAUCUUCAUCAGGUGGAGGAGGUCAAGGACCUCAUCAGAGACCACCUCAACCAAGACCGAGGGGCUGUGCUGGUAAACGGCUUGGUGGACUACUACUUGGAGACCGGAUCCACAGAGGCUAUGCACUUCCUGUCCUCCGUCAGGGAACCCCAUGACAAGCACCUCCUGGACAAGAUGAACGAGUGCAUGGCCAGCAGGGCGUGCCGGCUGCACACGCUGACGCUGCUGGGCCACGUUGUGCGCAAGGAGCCGUCAUGGAUCCACAAGAUCGCCCGCUUCCCGCUACUCCUCUCACUGCUUAAAUGCCUCAAGACUGAUACAGAUGUGGUGGUCCUCAUAACUGGAGUCCUUGUCUUGAUCAUUCUCCUGCCCAUGAUCCCUCAGCCUGGCAAGCAGCAGCUGUAUGAGUUCUUUGAUAUUUUUGGCCGUCUGGCUGCUUGGAACUUGAAAAAUUCAGGUCGUGUGACGGAGGUGUACCUGGUCCACCUGCACGCCAGCGUGUACUCACUGUUCCACAGGCUGUACGGCAUGUACCCCUGUAACUUCGUCUCCUACCUCCGCUCCCACUACAGCAUGAAGGAGAACAUGGACACAUUCGAGGAGGUGGUGAAGCCAAUGCUGGAACACGUGCGGAUACACCCCGAGUUAGUGACUGGAACCCAGGACCACGAGCUGGACCCUACCAGGUGGAAGAGGUACGAGAUCCACGACAUCGUCAUCGAAUGUGCCAAAGUGUCCCUGGACCCCAAGGAGGCGUCUUGCGAGGAGGGUUACUCCUCGGCCCCCGAGCACUUCUCUGCGCCCCAGCCUCUGCGCCACCUGGACUGCGGCUCCAGCCCCUACGCCGACUUCCACAGCAGCUGCGGGAGCUCGUCCUCUACCCUGUUCUCCACCCCCCGACAGGCCAUGACCUCACUCUCAGGGAUGCAGCCCCCCUACCGGAGCCCCCAGGGCUCACGGCACCAGAUUGGCGAGCUCAACAACUCUUGCGGCUUGAAGGACCCCUUCUGGACCCCCGCCUCUGUGUGCGGCAUGACCACGCCCCCUCCCUCACGCGGCAUCUCGCCCACUGGCAUCGCCGAGUCGACGCGCAGCUCCUCUAACUUCCCAGGCCGCAUCCACGGGACCCUGGGCAGCAGCAAAGGGAUGCCCUCGUUCUCCACACCCGUGACUGCCACUCCGCCCCCAACUCUCUCGGAUGUGUUCUCAAAUGCUUCCCGCUCAUCUGGGACCUCCAGCCCCCCACGCAAGGACAACAGAUCCCUGGAGUACCUGAAGCCUGGCUUGGUGAGACAGGAGCCAAUCAGCGAGCUGGAGAGGAGUCACAUGGAGGCUGUCGAGACAGGAGACGACAGCAGCGACAACAUACCCAUGACGCUGACAGAGCUGUCGUCCUUCGUCGAGGAGCAGCAGAGUGCCGAGCAGGAGGAGGAUGCCUUAAUGCAGGAGCUGUUGAAGAUAACGGAGGACCCGCCACAGCUGCCCUCACAGUGGGGGCUGGACUCUCCUUUUUGCCACACCACCGAGACACUGACUGGCAGCCAGGCACCUGGCCCGGUUGCCCUGGGGCUGAGCCUGAGCCACGAGUGCCACGCCGAGGCUACGUCUGGCACUGACAGGCCAGAGGGGGCGCCAGACCUGUUCACCCCCAUCGACUGCCCCGUGCCCAACCAGCAAAGCCCCCCAGCCCCCGAAGACGAGGCAGAGGCCCCAAAUAAGGCUGUGAUCUGUUUCCCCAGCCCCUGUGGGGCUGCAACCCCAUCAUAUGAGGCCUUGUUUGACCUGGCACUGCCCAAAGCCGCUCCGCACUUUGUGAGACGAAGGACGUCAGAGGCGCUGCGCAGGGCGGGGGCAGAGGAGGGCGAGGAGGCGGGCCCAGGGCCCUCCGUUGGGCCCCCCACGCCCCCAUCGCCUCUGGAGGUGCUGGAUCGCCUCGUUCAGCAGGGGAAGGAUGCCCACGACAAGGCGCUCAAGAGGCUGCCUCUGCUGAGCAAGUCAGCCGACUGGACACACUUCGGAGCAGGAUCCGCCCCCCUGGACGAGCUGCACACGCUGCGCAGCCAGCUGCUGCUGCUGCACAACCAGCUGCUGUACGAGCGCUACAAGCGGGAACAGCACGCCGUCCGCAACCGCCGUCUGCUGCGGCGGAUCAUCAAGGCCACGGCGCUCGAGGAACAGAACAGUGCCAUGAAGGACCAGCUGAACUUGCAGAACAUGGACAUCCUGUCUCUGAAGGAGAGCCUGCAGGUGGAGCAGCAGCGCUACCAUCAGCUAUGGGAGGACCGCGAGGCCGUGGUGACGCGGCUGCACAGCCAGAUCCGGCAGCUGCAGCAGGGUCGCGACGAGUACUACACCAAGAACCAGGAGCUGCAGAGCAAGCUCCUGGAGUGCCAGAAGAUGACGGGCAAGCUGGAGGCGGAGCUACAGAAAGCCAACAACGUGGUCUGUAACAUGGGCCACCAGCUGAGCCAGCUGUCCAUCAAGUUGACCACCAGUGAGAGCAUGCAGCAGCAGAUGGCCUUCCUGAACAAGCAGCUGCUCCUGCUGGGGGAGGUCAACAAGCUCUGCAUGGAGGAGCUGCAGCACUCGGGCACUGACACCAGCAAGGAGCAGCAGAUGAUGCUGGCCUCCUCGGACAAGGAGCUGGAGCGGCUGCGGCUGAGCCUGGUGACGCAGGCCCAGCACCUGGAGGCGGCCCAGCAGCGCAUCGGCGAGCUGGAGGCCCACCUGACCAAGAAGGAGCACCUGGUGGUGGAACAGAAGAAGUUUCUGGAGGACGUCAAGGCCCAGGCCAAGGGUGAGCUGCAGGCAUCCGAGAGCAGGUACCAGGCCCAGAGGCGAGUCACGCAGGCCCUGCAGACCGAGCUGCUGCAGCUCUACAGCCGGCUAGAGGUGGAGAGUCCCGCCACCGGGGGCGGCCCCGUGCCAGCAGGGGGCACUGUGCAGCCCCACAGCCUCUCUGUUCCUAGGAUGGAUGGGGAUCACACGUCCUUGCCGGGAUCAAAGGUGAAGACAGCCCCCCAGGAUAGAGUGGACGUGAACUCACCCGCUGCUACCCCUCACAGAGGCAACAUUAGCACUUUAUUGCCCCUGCCAACACCAGGCUCUGUGAAUGGUGGGGGGGGGUGCCCGCUCGCCUGGGUAGAGCCGCCCCCGCCCUGGGGGAGUCCUGGCGCCCCGUCCCCCAUGAGCUCGUGUCCCACCUCUGGAAGCUUCCUAGACAUGCGGGCGCAGGAGCUGCUUCGCUGCAAGAGCGAGGGCCCGUGGGACGGGGACCCGCGGCGCCUGGCCGGCCUCUCCCAGGGGCUGAAGACUGAGAUGUGCGUGGACCCCCUGAGGCCCGCCUGGGGGCCACACACCAGGGAGGCCCGGCCGGACGUGCUGAGGGCCAACAGCCGCGAUGGGCCAAUUUCUGGGCCUGGCUCUGCCCGGCAGAGGAAGCAGGAACUUCGCAUCAUGGACUAUGACGAGACACAUCACGAGCACAGCUAGAGGGGCCCCAAGAGCCCCCAAGGGCCCCAGGCAGGGGCCGACAAAGCGAGACUCUUUGAACUCAGUGUUGAUUCCCAUUCCUUGAGUGGACAGCAGGAUUUGAGCUUCAGUUUGCUUAUCCGCAUAACAUUUAUCAACCAAUCAGCCUCACCAUUUUCUGUAUUCCUCCCCGCUUUCUUCUUUCAUCCCCUGAGGUCUUUAACUCAUGCUUUUGACAGGGCUCUGAUGGUACGGCCCGCUUGGCCAUUCGUUCCUAAUGAUCCUAGCAGGCCACCGUACUCCGACUGGAGAGCCCAGACACACCAAGGAUUCAGUUCACCCUGCUUCUUUAGAGCUUAUGUCUGCGAAUUUACCAACGUGUCCUAUAUUUAAGUUAGAAUUUUUUAAGAAUGGGAUUCCAAUUAAAAAAUUACAAAAACAAGCCAGAACCAAGCAAAAAUUAAGGUAUUAGAAAAUGCCACAUGUGGGAGUUGGACAGUGUGUUAUAAACAAGGGCUCCUGGGUGUCAGAGCAGGUAUGCAGUGUCAAGGGGGGGGGCAUAGCAGUGCCAAGUUGGUAUGUGCGGGUUGUAGGAAACCCAGAACCUUCUAAAGGUGCUCUUUUUAUAUGGUUGGUCAUUUUUAAAAAGUGCCCCCCCCCCCCAGUACAGCCCCUGACCUUCUGCUGCUCGACAGCUGUGUGGUACACCACAACGCUGCGGGGUGGACAUCUGCUCUGGGCAGGGUCACUGGUGCAGUGUUCCUCUCACUGCGGCUGAUCAGGGUCGCCCUGGUUACCCAUGGUGCACUGUACCUAAACCUGUCGGUUGGGUGACAUCGUGCAAUAAAACGGAAGAAUAUGCAGGAUUCUGGCUGGCAGAGAGGAUUGGCAGUACGAUUGGCAAUUCCUUGUGUUUCUUUUUUCUUUCCUUUCUGGGGACGAAUCACCUGGAACUUGUCGGGCAUUCUCUGUGUGACGUAUCGUGCCGGCUCAUAGCAAUAAGACAAUGAGCCUUGUCCUGCCGCCAGCUGCAUUACCGCCCCCUAGUGUUGGAGAUUCACUGUUACACACAUAUCCGUUUGACUGCCCUGUCCUGGUUCAUUUACCUUCCCCAGUUUUUUUUUUUUUUUUUUUUUACAUGUCAAGUGCCAAGUACACAUUCAACUUCCUGCUUGUAGACCUGAAUACCUCUUUGCUUACUUUGCUCCAGCUGUCCCAGGUCUUUUUUUUAACCUAUGAAUGCAGUCACAUGGUGUGCCUGUGGCUGUCAGCAGUGUGGAUCUAUCCCUCCAAUCCUGGUAGACGUCAGUCUUGCUUUCAAGCUUGGACUUACUCUACUAUAAGUGGUAUUGGUGGUGAAAUUUAACCCUCUGCCGUGUAAGAAAGUGCUUUCACACCCAAGGGCUGGGUCAGCGGCUAUACUCCGGCCCCGGGAACUGAUGCCUGUCAGUCCCCUGACCCUGGGCUCCUUUCGAGAGUUCAGAAAGAACGAUGACAUGCAAGGACAAACUCAGAGUCACCUGUUGCCAAAUAUGUACCGGGAGCAAAAGCAUCUGAAUCGAACUCCAAGGCGAUAUGAUUUUUUUUUCAGAUUGUCUGGAUUUAUGUUUUAUUUAUUAUAAUUUUUAUUACUAUUUCAGCCAGGCAGUAUAGGAAAGCAUUCACGUUUUCAUAUAUUUAGAGAAAUUAACACUAGUGUAUUAUUGUUAUUUUUAAUGAUGAAAUCCUGUUGUCCACUGAAAUAUCUGCACUGUUUCCGUCUGCCAAGCUAUCAUAAGCAUGUUCAACAAUUCACUUUAAAUUCAGCAAACAAAAACAAACGAAAGGAACUGUGACUGAUACGGAUACUCCGUGGUACAAUCAAGCCUGUAGCCGAAGGGGAGUUUGGUUGGGGUAGGACGUUCUUAAAGGGCAGUUGCUUGUGUUUAACUGUGAACGAUUUAAAAAAACAAAAAAUUAAAAACACUGUGUGCUCUCAG
Paramormyrops kingsleyae is the source of this 5680-nucleotide messenger RNA. RefSeq names its product hamartin-like. Gene Ontology annotation, biological process: regulation of cell cycle; negative regulation of cell population proliferation; negative regulation of TOR signaling. Gene Ontology annotation, cellular component: TSC1-TSC2 complex. The record is from RefSeq and is a predicted model, not a curated record. NCBI's taxonomy places the organism in Eukaryota, Metazoa, Chordata, Actinopteri, Osteoglossiformes, Mormyridae.